Sinocyclocheilus anshuiensis is the source of this 758-nucleotide messenger RNA. Its product is annotated as tubulin polyglutamylase TTLL11-like. The transcript has 2 exons. The annotation marks the transcript as partial. NCBI's taxonomy places the organism in Eukaryota, Metazoa, Chordata, Actinopteri, Cypriniformes, Cyprinidae. The record is from RefSeq and is a predicted model, not a curated record.
GUCAACAGGACCAAAACACCAGCAGCAACAGCACACCGGAGCUUCACUUCUGGACUGUCCGCUGGCCAUCAGCAGAUACCUUACCUGUCUGGCUGCAUUAACUCUGCCACGUCUUAGCAAACAGCCGUUUAGACAGCAGCAGUUGGUCCACGUUAGCACCUCAUGCUAGUAUAUUAUGCUGACAUAUUCACCAAACCUAGAUGACAUAACAAACAAUCCGACCAUUAACUAACACUAUGAGCGAUCACUAUGAGAGAGUGAAGAUUGAGCUCCAGCAGAUGAAGGAGGCGGAGAACGAGGCCGCGGCCGACGAGGAGCAGCUGUCCCCGGCCACAGCCUCUUCAAUCCCCGCUGACGUUUCAUUUACGGCACGGAGAGACCUGUCCAGAAGUAGCGUUAACGGGAGAAGUCGGAGUAAAAGUAGGAGCAAAGCAGACGGUCAUGAGAGACAGGUGAACGGUAAACAGCUUGCGGAUCCGACAGCGCAGAAGUCAGACUCUUCACAAGGACAGAGCCGUGUGAGCAACGAGCCAAACCUUCACAAUAUAGGAACUGCAAGGCUUUUAAAGAGUAAAACGGCGGCAAACGGUUACGCUGAGUCAUGUCUGAGACAUACAGAUGGGAAAUGUGAGCAUCAUGGCAAAGAGGACGGGAGCAAAGCGGCCAAAAAGAGGAGAGGUGUGACGGUGGACACCUCCAAGGCAAAGACGUCUCUCGAGGCGCUGAAGAUGAGCAUCAGACAGCUGAAGUGGAAAGAG